Messenger RNA from Pongo pygmaeus (Bornean orangutan), 960 nucleotides. RefSeq names its product olfactory receptor 13C8-like. NCBI's taxonomy places the organism in Eukaryota, Metazoa, Chordata, Mammalia, Primates, Hominidae. Gene Ontology annotation, molecular function: olfactory receptor activity; G protein-coupled receptor activity. The record is from RefSeq and is a predicted model, not a curated record. Gene Ontology annotation, biological process: G protein-coupled receptor signaling pathway. Gene Ontology annotation, cellular component: membrane.
AUGGAAAGGACCAAGGAUUCCACGUUGACAGAAUUUGUCCUGGUAGGGCUUUCUGCCCACCCAAAGGUCCAGACAGUUUUCUUCGUUCUAAUUUUGUGGAUGUACCUGAUGAUCCUGCUUGGAAAUGGAGUCCUUAUCUCAGUUAUCAUCUAUGAUUCUCACGUGCACACCCCCAUGUAUUUCUUUGUCUGUAAUCUUUCCUUCCUCGACGUUUGCUACACAAGUUCCUCCGUCCCACUAAUUCUUGCCAGCUUUCUGGCAGUAAAGAAAAAGGUUUCCUUCUCUGGGUGUAUGGUGCAAAUGUUUAUUUCUUUUGCCACGGGGGCCACAAAGUGCAUGCUCUUAGGCAUGAUGGCACUUGACCGCUAUGUGGCCAUCUGCUACCCACUCAGAUACCCUGUCAUCAUGAGCAAGGAUGCCUAUGUGGCCAUGGCAGCUGGGUCCUGGGUCACUGGGCUUGUGGACUCAGUAAUGCAGACAGCUCUUGCAAUGCAGUUACCAUUCUGUGCUAAUAAUGUCAUUAACCAUUUUGUCUGUGAAAUUCUGGCUAUCUUGAAACUGGCCUGUGCUGAUAUUUCAAUCAAUGUGAUUAGUAUGACAGGGUCGAAUCUGAUUAUUCUGGUUAUUCCAUUGUUAGUAAUUUCCAUCUCUUACAUAUUUAUUGUUGCCACUAUUCUGAGGAUUCCUUCCACUGAAGGAAACAAGGCCUUCUCCACCUGCUCAGCCCACCUGACAGUGGUGAUUAUCUUCUAUGGAACCAUCUUCUGCACGUACACAAAGCCUGAGUCUAAAGACUCUGUUGAUUCAGGUAAUGAAGACAUCAUUGAGGCCCUCAUCUCCCUCUUCUAUGGAGUGAUGACUCCCAUGCUCAAUCCUCUCAUCUAUAGUCUGCGAAACAAGGAUGUAAAGGCUGCUGUCAAAAACAUACUGUGUAGGAAAACCUUUUCUGAUGGAAAAUGA